Messenger RNA from Ictalurus punctatus (channel catfish), 4694 nucleotides. RefSeq names its product zinc finger protein 648 (gene znf648). The transcript has 2 exons. The coding region runs from base 158 to 1345 and encodes 395 amino acids. Gene Ontology annotation, molecular function: RNA polymerase II cis-regulatory region sequence-specific DNA binding; DNA-binding transcription factor activity. Gene Ontology annotation, biological process: regulation of transcription by RNA polymerase II. The record is from RefSeq and is a predicted model, not a curated record. Lineage: Eukaryota; Metazoa; Chordata; Actinopteri; Siluriformes; Ictaluridae.
UCAACUCCUCCUCCGGCAUCUUAGUCCUCCCUGCUGGUUAAAAAUGCACCAGUCACAGUGAAAUCAACCUCAGUAGACGUGUAGCCUGAAGUGUGGUCAGACAUUUAUGUGAUAAUUGUCUGGGAGCUGCAAGACCAGUCCUAACCAAAAAUAAAAAAUGGCAGAAAAUUCAAACGGCUUGAAGCCAGACAUCUUCAGCGAUAAAGUUUACAUCUCAAAAAGAAGCAUCAGAAAGACCAUCAUUAAUAAGAUAUGGUAUAAACCCGUAGAGACUGAACUCAUCACUAAAGCUAAGGAAUCACUGUCUCCUGCUGGCUGUGCCAGUGAGAUGAAUCCUGUGUGCUGUGAUGCUCAGCAGGAAAUGAAUGAGUGUAAAAAUGUUAGUGAGCUCCAGAAGGCUGGAUCUGAGCCUGAGGGAGUGUCCAGCUUUGCCAGCCUAAGGGUGAAACUUGAAGAAGACUGGACUGAGUUUGAAUUGGCAUCACCUCCAGAAAUGCAACAGGAAGCCACAUUAGAUAAGAAUGUUGCAAAGCCAUCCAGGGAACACGAGCCGAAUUUAGAAAAAAAACAAACAGGCAAGCCACUUUAUGUUUUCGCAGCUAUGAAGAAGCGGAGCAUGGAGGGAGAUGCAGAAAACCGGCCUUACAAGUGCCCUUACUGCAGCUGGGCAUUCAAGAAGUCCAGCAACUUACUGAGCCACGUGGAGACGCAUAGCGGGCUGAAACCACACGUGUGCGAACUCUGCGGAAAAGCCUAUGCACAUCAGGGCACCCUGCAGCAGCACAAGCGGCUACACACGGGUGAGCGGCCCUAUAGCUGCCCAUUCUGCGACAAGACAUACACAUGGUCCUCUGACCACCGCAAGCACAUCCGCACGCACACUGGUGAGAAGCCAUACACAUGCACAGAGUGUGGCAAGGAAUUCGUGCGCUCGUCGGACCUGCGCAAGCACGAGCGCAACAUGCACACCAAUGAUAAGCCGUUCCUGUGUCGUGCGUGUGGCAAGACCUUCAAUAAGCCUCUAGCACUGCUACGGCAUGAGCGUACGCACCUGGGUGAGCGACCUUUCAUCUGUCAAGACUGUGGCAAAACCUUUGCGCUUCCCUCGCGCCUGGCUGAGCACCAGAAAGUGCACAGUGGCUUGCGGCCUUAUGUCUGCCCCGUUUGCACAAAAGCCUUCACUAAGUCCUCAAACCUGACUGAGCACCUGAGCGUGCACACGGGUGACCGUCCGUACACGUGUGCCGAGUGUGGUGUGGCUUUCGCCAUGCCCUCACGCCUGCUACGGCACCAGCGUGCACAUGCAACCCGACGACUGCAGCAGGUCCUUCAGCCACCAGUUUAGCGCUUAUGCUCUGUUCAUUACUUAGCAAUAUUCUGUCCCAUUAUGGCGAUACACCUGCAACAAUAAUGUUUAAAUACCUAGUAUUUUGUCUCUUUAUUGAUUAUAAAUAUACUCCGCAAAAAAAGAGAAAAGUCCCUUUUUCAGGAGACAGAUCAUUUUGUAAAAUCUAAAUAAGCUUUACAGAUCUUUAUUGGAAAGGGUUUAAACAAUGUUUUUCAUGCUUGUUCAAUGAACCAUAAACAAUCAUUGCACAUGCACCUGUGGAACAGUCCUUGAGACACUAACAGUUUACAGGCAGUAGGCAAUUAAGGUCACAGUUACAGUAACUUAGGACACUAAAGAGACCUUCCUACUGACAGUGAAAAACACCAGGAAUAUCUCACAGCAAGAACUGACAAAUCUGGUGCAGUCCAUGAGGAUGAGAUGCACUGUAGUACUUAAAGCAGCUGGUGAACACACCGGACAGGGCUCCUGAGAGGCACAGUGGCACAAUGGAAAAUUGUUUUUUGGGAGAUUGCAUGUUCACAUCCCAGUGAUACUACAGCCAUCCAUGGCCAGGAGCCAAGGGAGCAAAAUUAUCUGUGCUCUCUCUCCCCUGUCGAUCACAGUGACACUAGCCAAUACUAGUAGCCUGUGGUAAGAUGUGAACGACUGGCUUCUUGUGUCUCUGAAGAAGUACAUUAGCCUCCCCCCUCCCCAGUUGUUGGUUGUUGUAUAAUAGAGGAGAGCCGGUGUUUUGGUGGGAAUUGUCCAGUGACAAAAUUGGGAAGAAAGAGGGCAGGAGACUUGGGGUGGAUUAAAACAUAAAAAUUUUUGUUGGAAACUUGUUCUUAAUGCUGUUGCAUUUUUAGUGACUUUUUUGUGCAUCAUUAUUGUAACCUCAGCAGAACAGAGUUAAUUAAUAUGGCACAAUUGUUCACACUUAAUAUCUCUUUACAAAUUGUUUUUAAUAUUUAUUCCAUUUUGUUUUGUUGAUUUGCUUAGCAGUCUUUUAUGUAUUUUUUUUCUCUUUAUAAUAUUUAAUAAGUCUUUUACAUAUUAUUUUAGGCAUACAGUUUCUGUGACUUUGCAUUCACCUUUUAAUGCACACAUGUAGUCUUACAGCUGCAUCCAGUUUAAUAUUUAAUCCUUUUUUUGUUAGAGACCAUUAUUCGUUCUCACAUUCACCAUGCUUUUUUUCUCUCUCUUAUGGUUUGCAAAUGGUGAUGCGUUCAGUUUUUGUCACCUCCUCCAUGAUGGCAGUAGAUCCUUCCCCUGUAAUACCCAGUUGACAGCUAUCCAUUCUGAGUCAUGCUGCUGUGGAAGCCUGUGCCUUCUAAGCACACAUGUCCCUUACUACUAUUAGCACAAAGCUAAUUUAAGGCAGUAUCAAACCCCUGUAAUUGUAAGCCACCAGGACAACUUGUUCUAUAUGUUGACCACAGCUUGGACUGGCUUAGGGGCAUAAAACUACAAGAGUAAAGUACCCUACACUGUUGUUAAUAACUCACUGACAUGUUUACAUGAAUUCUCCCUAUAAAAAUACUAUUCACAGCCAAAGCAAUAAUAGCUUCGGCUUGACUUAGUCUUAUUAUCAUGACGUUUUCGCGAACAGAAAGUACAGACAGGUAUUUUCAAAGAUAUUUCUCCGAGAUCUCUUCAAGGUUGAAGCCCAGCACUGUAUAUACAUAAUUACAUUUCUUUUUUAAUAUCAGAAAGACCUUUAUCAAAGCAUUUCACACAUCUCAUUAUUUGGAUAAGGCUUUGGUUACAAAGUUUUGUUUCGUGGUUGUUGUUGUGUUUUUUGAUACUUGCCUUUUCCUGUUUCAGUGUCUUAAAAUGAAACCUGAACCAAGCACAAAAUUCUGCAGGAAUUUUGUAUACUGUUAACAGAUCAAGAAUGUUACUAUCAUCAGUUUCUGUAGAUUCAUAGUAUUUUAAAGACCUUGAUAUACUGGUAUUUAGUCAUUUUGUCUUUAAAUAUAUGAAUUUAUUUAAACAAAUAAUAAUACAUCCCAUUACCAAUGGAUUUCUGAACGCUAUCCAGCCUGUCAAAAGCGAAACAAUAACUUGUGUUUCAUGUGUUUUAUUAGAAUUUAAUCACCUGCAGUGUCACAAACAAAAUCAAGAAGGUGCAUGUUAAAAACUUUGAAGGCACUUCAAUGAUAUUGGGCUACACAGAAGUAACAUCAUUUGUAUUCUUUCAAUGCUAAAAUACAUGUAAAUAAAAAAAAAUCAUCAGUGGAUUCAUCUUUUGAUUGUUUACAUGUUUAACAUAAAGCAGAGUGAUUGUCUGUCGACAGAAUAUUUUCCCCUCUCUCUCUCUCGCUCAGUCUGUCUGACAUUUGGCCCCAGCUGAAUCCCGCUGUGCAGACUCAUGGUAAAAGGAGCCAUCAUCUAUCUUGUCGAAUUCUGUUGUCCUAAUUGGAAAAUUCCUUGAGGAAUGUAAAUUAUGCCCACAGUCACUCUCAUGGUGCUCAAUAUCGUACCAGUCUAAGGCACAUAACAUGCAGUCCUUUCCUUAUAUUUACUCCCAUUAUCCAAAGCCAAAUGUAAUACUGUGUGACAUUAACUGUCUUAGUGCAAGAGAAAAUACUAUAACUUUCUGUAAUAGUACAUCAACUGUUCAACACAUACAGUAUAAAACAAACAUACAGUGAAUUAAUUUACAAAUCCAAGAUAUUCUGAUAAUACAAAUAGUAAUUGGAUACAUUUAAUAAACAAUUGCUUUGAUACACUCAGUCAACAUGUUCACCAAACAUUAUUUACAAAACUAUUAAUAUCUUGCUAAGAUAUUGCCAUAAACUGAACAGCUGACAAGCGCAAUGUAAUUAUAAUGUGGCUUUGUGGAGGUGGUAUAAUAGUGACAAUUAUGAUGUUAUACACAUAUGAUUUUAUACACAUUAUUUUAUAUAUUCAUAUAAUUUGAUCCAAAACCUUAAUAACCAAAACCAAAAAUUACCCACCUAACUGUAGUAAUUUAAAAGAAUCCCUUAUAGAGUGAAUACUGUUAUAUCAGAAACCUGUUUUAAUGGCAAAAUAUCAAUGUAUAAUAAAUUUGUUCCCAAACUGUUGGUACCCAUAAAGGAAGUAGGCUUUUCACACUUCCUAAAUCCAAGUUGAACUGCUAAGGAUCACGAUUCCUUUCCAAAUGUAUGCAAGAGAACAGAAGAGUGUUCAAGAGUUAACAAAAGCAUUCGAUUGACUUCCAUUUAUUUUUGGUCAUCCAGCUCUCAGCUGUUCAAUUUCUUCAGUGAAAGACAGCAUAGUCUAAGCCCUCAAAUUCACUUCUGCAGCAUCUCAAAUGGCACAAAUAAUUAGUCUCUCCAAAAAAUAUUUGGUGAUGACCAUGAUUUCUGGUUCCUUUGGG